Molecule: messenger RNA, 5410 nt
Organism: Oncorhynchus nerka (sockeye salmon)
Lineage: Eukaryota; Metazoa; Chordata; Actinopteri; Salmoniformes; Salmonidae
Product: serine/threonine-protein kinase DCLK2-like
Exons: 17
Coding region: 690-3662 (990 amino acids)
Biological process (GO): intracellular signal transduction; protein phosphorylation
Cellular component (GO): microtubule cytoskeleton
Molecular function (GO): protein kinase activity; ATP binding
Source: RefSeq, a predicted model, not a curated record
CUGGGGUGGCCUCUCGUGCUACAGUGUUAGUGUCGAACGGUUCGUCCGUCUGAGAAAGGAUGUGAGAAGAGGAGGAGGCUUGCGGUUUCUGUAGCAAGCAUGCGGCUUUGUUAGAUUCUGUGGAUUUUGGACACCGGCUUUACAUGCAAUGUAUUUGUGCUAAAUGGAAUUCGUGUUUCCCUUUUGUGUUUUACCGGAUACAUUCUUAUAGCUUGGAAUCGAGUGUUUUCCUGUGCGGCUCCGUUCAUUGGUAAACUAGCGGUUGCAUCAGUCGACUGUCAAUCAAGUCGAGGCUCUCUGCACCUGGUAUUAAUUUAAAUUUGCCGGUGAAUUUUCGUGAACAUUGAGUUUUGGAGCAAUCCUUUUCUUUUAGCCUUUGGUAUUUCAAUAACCGAGAGUUUAUUGUGCAGCCUAUUGACAAGGUAAGAUUGUAACCGUAACUCAGGCUACUGUACCCCUAGUUAUAUUAACAGCGGACUGCAUCCCCGGAAAAUUUCAACAUUGUAUCUUGACGGCGCAAGGAGGAACUAGCCUACAAGUACACGGUCCUCUCGAUUACUGUAUCAGUGAUUGCCAAAGCGUUGUUUGACAGCUGCCUUUGGGAACGCGUUGGCUCCUCCAAGCAAGCCCUAUUGUCCAUCUGCUAUUGUUUUCUACUGCGGAUAGAUCAAAACAUUAACAGAUCGAACAUGUCGCUCAGCAGAAGUAUUGAAUGGGAACACUUUGAGGAACGGGACAAAACGCACCGUUCAUCAAGGGCUAACGGCUCGGGAUCCCAGUCCGGCUCCAGAGGCAACGGUCUUGUGCCCAGCCCGGCGCACAGCGCGCACUGUAGCUUUUACCGAACGCGCACGCUCCAGUCGCUCACCUCCGAGAAGAAAGCCAAAAAAGUGCGGUUCUACCGAAAUGGGGACAAAUACUUCAAGGGUUUGGUGUAUGCCGUGUCCAACGACCGUUUUAGGUCAUUGGACGCCCUGCUUAUGGAGCUUACCCGGUCUCUCUCGGACAACGUCAACCUGCCUCAAGGUGUCCGGAGCAUCUACACCGUGGACGGCAGCAAGAAGAUUAGCAGCCUGGACGAGUUAGUGGAGGGUGAGAGCUACGUGUGUGCCUCCAACGAGCCCUACCGCCGAGUGGACUAUACCAAGAACGUUAACCCUAACUGGUCAGUGGGCAUCAAGGCCGGCCAGUCCCGCUCCCUGUCCUCCCUCAGCACCCUGGUAAAGGGCGAGCUGCAGCGUAGUGAGGCCAGCCUGGGCACCAGAGACUUCAUCAAGCCCAAGCUGGUGACGGUCAUCCGCAGCGGGGUCAAGCCCAGGAAGGCUGUGAGGAUCCUGCUGAAUAAGAAGACGGCCCACUCCUUCGAACAGGUGCUGACCGACAUCACGGACGCCAUCAAGCUGGACUCCGGGGCGGUCAAACGGCUCUACACACUGGAGGGAAAACAGAUCACCUGUCUCCAGGACUUCUUCGGCGAGGACGACGUGUUCAUCGCGUGCGGCCCAGAGAAGUACCGCUACGCCCAGGAUGACUUCCUGUUGGAUCACAGUGGUAAGGAUUCUGAAUGCCGGGUGCUCAAGUCCUCAUACUCUGCUCGCUCGCCCACUCCAACGAGGGCUGCUGGGAGCAAGAGCCCUGGACUCUCACGCCGUAUCAAGUCCCCGGGCAUAGUAAGAAGACCAUUCCAUUACUCCACCAGUAGCCCGUCUCCUGUUAAAUCCCCAGUCAAUGGUGUCCCUAGCAGUACGAUCUCCACCCCCAAGUCCACCAAAUCCAAUAGCUCCUCCCCCACCAGCCCCCGCAGUAUACACAGCUUCAAGAUUCCGCCACAUCACACGUCUGCCACCAAUGUAAACGGGUCUUCACACAGUCUGGAGCUGGCCUAUAACAUGAGUCCUGAGGUUAACGGCAACAGCUGUAGCUCUAUCACAACCGUCCUGGAUAAGUACAAGGUCGGCAAGGUCAUAGGAGACGGAAACUUUGCCGUGGUGAAAGACUGUGUAGAACGGUCCACUGGGAAGGAGUAUGCACUGAAGAUCAUUGACAAGGCCAAGUGCAGUGGAAAGGAGCACCUGAUAGAGAAUGAGGUGGCAGUGCUGAGGAGAGUCAAACACCCCAACAUUAUCCAGCUGAUAGAUGAGGUGGACACACCCACUGAACUCUACCUGGUCAUGGAGCUGGUCAAGGGUGGCGACCUGUUUGAUGCCAUCACGUCCUCCACUAAGUACACAGAGAGAGAUGCCAGUGUCAUGGUGUUUAACCUGGCUGGAGCCCUGAAGUACCUCCACAGCAUGAACAUAGUACACAGAGACAUCAAGCCUGAGAACCUGCUGGUGUGUGAGUACCUUGACGGCACUAAGUCUCUGAAGCUGGGGGACUUUGGUCUGGCCACUGUGGUUGAGGGGCCCCUGCACACCGUGUGUGGAACCCCCACCUACGUGGCCCCUGAGAUCAUCGCUGAGGCUGGUUAUGGUCUGAAGGUGGAUAUCUGGGCAACUGGGGUCAUCACUUACAUCCUGCUGUGUGGCUUUCCUCCCUUCCGCAGUGAGGACAACCUUCAAGAGGACCUGUUUGACCAGAUUCUGGUGGGACGACUGGACUUCCCUGCUCCCUACUGGGACAACGUCACGGACUCAGCCAAGGAGCUGAUUGGGCGGAUGCUGCAGGUGAACGUAGAGGCUCGCUACACAGCACAGGACAUCCUCUCUCAUCCCUGGGUCACGGAUGACAACAUGGAGAACAACAUGAAGAUGGAGGUGUCAGGUAAACUGAGGACACACUUCAACACAGCACCAAAGCCCAGCACAACCACAGCAGGAGUGUCGGUCAUCAUGAACACAGCUCUAGAUAAGAAGAGGAUCCAGCUGACUCGUCGCAGCCAGAGGCCCACAGCACCACCUCCGCCCCCACCACUGCCUGGGAAGAAAGUAGUCCCUCCUGCAGCCAUGCCAGUCAAGCAAGCCUCACCAGUCUCACCCAACUCCAAGCUGCCAGUACCCACCAAGCUGGCAUCACCCACCAAGCCUGCCCUGCCAGAGGAGGAACCCAAGAGUCCUCAGACUGAUGUGCCUGUAUCCCCUCCCAUCUCUCCUUCAACACCUACCAGACCUGUUACCUCUCCCUCUGUCCCUGUCUCUCCUUCCUCUCCUACCAAGCCUAACAUCUCUAUCUAUCCUACCUCCCCUACCAGGCCCAACAACUCUCCCUCUCCUUCCUCUCCUGACAAACCUGUUAUCUCUCCCUCUCCUUCCUCACCUACCAAACCUGGUAUCUCUCUCUCUCCUUCCUCACAUACUAAACCUGUCAUCUCUCCUUCUCCUUCCUCUCCCUCUUCACCUACCAAACUUCAAAUGUCCCCUUCUCUUUCCUCUCCAACCAAGCUCCAUGCCUGUGCCUUCCCUCCUGCCUCAUAUAAGCCUAUUACUUGCCCCUCCAACUCAUCACCUUCCAAACGCAAAGCCUCCCCCUCUCCUCCUGCCCCUCUCUCUCCCUCCUCUCCUCCCUCUCUUUUUACCUGCCCCUCUCCCUCCGACCCUCUGUCUCCCUCUGCCUUUCCCAGCCCUCCCUCACCCCUGACCUGCUCCUCUCCCUCCUCUCCCACCCCUCCAUCACCCCUGGUGGGCCUUGACGUUGAAGCUGCUGCUACUGCCAGAGAGCUGUGAGAAAGAAUGAUGGAUGAGAAGACUGGCUGCUGGACCAUGGUCUAAUUUGUACCUUUCCAGCCCCCUUGCGCCGUAUCCCCAGACCUAUGAUUUGCAUGUAGGGGGCUAGAUACAGAUAGAACCUCCAUCCCCAGUAACAGUAGAACAGCUGAUAUCCACUGCUGUAUUGUUCCUAGGCUCCCAACCUACAGUACAAUCUCUGUAGAGAACCCAUCAUAUCCACGCUCCAAGAGGGAAGUUGAGGUGUUUUGUAUAUUUUGGUUGAUUUGUAUAUACGGUAUGUGUGUAUUUAUAUAUGGAGAAAAUAGAGCGAGGCCUGGCUAGUUAGUGUGUGUGGUUUCAGACAGGGUUUUCUGGAAUGACUUCUGAUCAUGUUUUAUUUAUUGUCUGUGGUUGGUUGGUAGACACACACAUGUUGAUUAUGGGUAGAAGUAUAUUAUUUGGCGUGCUUGUUGUCUGUUGUAAGAUAAACUGCUACUGUAGAUGUGUAUAGUAUUGUAUGACAGACACGAGGCAUCCGAAUGAAAGUUGAAGGUUUGUUUGUUUUCUUCUCUUGUCUGUAAAGCCUGUUUAUCAUUGGUCCGCUAUGGAGCCUGUAGUGUUUAACUGCUGAACACCAAAAGAGAAACGCAACAGAGUAGAAGAUUUGUAAGUCGCUCUGGAUAAGAGCGUCUGCUAAAUGACUUAAAUGUAAAUGUAAAGAUGAACGUGUCAAUGAGGAGAGGUGUGCCUGUCAAAAUAGCUGCCAGAUCAGGGGUGUGUUCAGGGCGGCAGGUAGCCUAGCGUUUAAGAGCGUUUGGCCAGUAACCGAAAGGUCACUGGUUCGAAUCCCCCAGCCAACUAGGUGACAAAUCUGCCAAUGUGCUCUUGAGCAAGUCACUUAACCCUAAUUGCUCCUGUAAGUUGCUCUGGAUAAGAGCGUCUGCUAGAUGACUAAAAUGUAAAUGUUCAUCAGGAAGAAAACAGACAAACAAGGAAGGGACUUCCUGGACAUGUCCUGUAAGAAACGCUCAUUUUCGCACUCCGUUGCAAAACGUUUUUCAGAUUCCUUAGAUUAGAUUCCUUUUCUGAAACCAGCUGACAGGAAACACUGGGAGCUCUAUCCCCUCAUAUACUCAUUUAUCAGUCCAGAUUUACCGGAUAAUUAACGUGAGGCUGUUCCACUUUGCUGUUGUCUUUGUCUGUAAUGGUAAUGCACUUGUUUUAAAGUCCAUGUUUAUGUCCCAAAUCGCACCCUAUUCCCUAUAUAGUGCACUACUUUUGAGCAGGGCCCAUAGGGUAUUGGUCAAAAGUAGUGCACUAUGUAGGGUAUAUAGGGUACCAUUUGGGAUGCAAGCCCCCAUAUCUCCUUACCUAGCCUACUGCAGUUGGUUAGGGUUUAACCCUUCGGAUAUUGAUAAUGGCUCCGAUGCACAGCACUACUACUCCAAGGGGCUUUAGUUGCAUGCCAUGUUCCUCCCUCUGCCUCCCCACAAAACAGGUCUCUCUCUCACACACACGCACGCACGUCAAGCUGGUACUAUUGUACGUAUAGUAGCUGUUCUGUAAUGUUUAGUCAAAUUACACUGUCAUCAUCAUAAUGCUUUUUUUUAUUGCAGUUUUAGUCUGGAUACCUGUAUGGAAAAACUCCUGUCAGCUUUGACCAGAACUUUUAGUUUGUACAGACAUUUAGCCACUGUGACUCCUUUAUCAUUAUGUAUUAGGAGCACAUUGGAAAACUUCAAAUGCAAUAAAAAGUAUUCAAAUCA